CUACACUGAUGUUUCAAGGUAAAAAGAGUCUUUGCAUUGCUUUCUGCGCUCGUUCUGGGAGGAGGGAAGGUGGCCAAGCCUCUGGAAACGGGCCCAUUCUUGCCGGCCCCACACUUGCCGACGAUCCCUGGGGCUGCCACCAUCUCUGCAGGAAGUUUUCCACGGUCCCUAAGGACCAAAGAGGGGGCGGGACGAGCUGGGUAGACGGACUGGCUUGCAGCCAAUCAGCGGCGGUUGGAGAGCAGGGUGCCGCGGCACGACUUCCGUUUCCGGCGAGGCCCUGGGCUCCGGAGGCUGGCGCGGCUGAUCCUGGCUUGCAGUGGGAGUCACGCGGCUUUGCGCGCGGGGCCGGGGUGAGGGUGUUGUCCCACGUCCGGCCGCCGCGCGUGACCGCGGUCCCUGCCUCCCGCCAGCCUCGCCGCGAUGCCCUUGCACAAGGUCCCUGUCGGCCUGUGGAAGCAGCUCCGGCUGUGGGAGGGCAUCUAUUCCCGCCUGCCCCGGCACUACCUGCGCUCCCUGGAGGAGGCGCGGACGCCCACUCCCGUGCACUACAGGCCUCACGGGGCCAAGUUCAAGAUCAACCCCAAGAACUGGCAGCGGGAGCGCGUGGAGGACGUGCCCAUUCCGGUUCACUACCCCCCGGAGUCCCAGCUGGGGCUGUGGGGCGGCGAGGGCUGGGUGCUGGGUCACAGAUACGUCAACAACGACAAGCUCUCCAAGAGAGUGAGGAAGGUGUGGAAGCCGCAGCUGUUCCAGCGCGAGCUCUACAGUGAGAUCCUGGACAAGCGGUUCACCGUGACCGUGACCAUGCGCACCCUGGACCUCAUCGACCAGGCCUGCGGCUUCGACUUCUACAUCCUCAAGACCCCCAAGGAGGACCUGUGCUCCAAGUUCGGGAUGGACCUGAAGCGGGGGAUGCUGCUGCGGCUUGCCCGACAGGACCCCCAGCUGCACCCGGACGACCCCGCCAGGAGGGCGGCCAUCUACGACAGGUACAAGGCGUUCGUCAUCCCCGAGGCAGAGGCCGAGUGGGUUGGCCUGACGUUGGACGAGGCCGUGGAGAAGCAGAGGCUCCUGGAGGAGAAGCUGGAGUCCCUCCUCCUCCGAGCGUCUCACUGGGACCCCGUCUCCCCGCAGGACCCCAUUCCUCUGUUCAAGAUCUUCGUGGAGGAGCUGCUCGGGCAGCUUCAGCAGCAGGCCCUCUCUGAGCCGGCUGUGGUGCAGACGAGAGCCAGCAGGAAGUAGCGGGUCGUAACCUGGGCCUCGGCCAAGCUCAGCACCCCGGCCCCCGCUGGCAACACGGACAGAGCCCAGGGUGCUGGUGACGGCUGCCUGUGGCCUUGGGCCAACCCGCGUGUGCGUACUGGCCCUGCAGCUCCCAGCGGGGGUGGUCCUUCCCCAAGAGGCCUCUUGUUCCAGGAUCCCCAGGGGCCUGGGGCCAUCUUGCUAUCUCUGUGGUCCCCUCCCUCGGGGGCAGCGUGAGUAAAGUCUGAGUUGGGCUGAG
Messenger RNA from Sus scrofa (pig), 1504 nucleotides. RefSeq names its product mitochondrial ribosomal protein L28 (gene MRPL28). Gene Ontology annotation, molecular function: structural constituent of ribosome. The record is from RefSeq and is a predicted model, not a curated record. Gene Ontology annotation, cellular component: mitochondrial large ribosomal subunit. NCBI's taxonomy places the organism in Eukaryota, Metazoa, Chordata, Mammalia, Artiodactyla, Suidae.